Molecule: messenger RNA, 1396 nt
Organism: Bradysia coprophila
Lineage: Eukaryota; Metazoa; Arthropoda; Insecta; Diptera; Sciaridae
Gene: Tektin-C
Product: Tektin C
Biological process (GO): cilium assembly; cilium movement involved in cell motility
Cellular component (GO): nucleus; microtubule cytoskeleton
Source: RefSeq, a predicted model, not a curated record
AUUUAUAUCGAUCAAACUACCAUUUGAAAUUAGUCAGUCAAAGGAUAGGAUUGGAAUUUUAGUUCAUCUUCAAUACCUUCUCAAUCAUGAGCCACGCUUAUAAAGUGCAGAAACAGCUAAAGGAAGAGCAAAUGUUGCUGGUCAAACCACUGAUAAAUGAAAAUUUAGUACUUGUACCACCUACUCAAUCAAAAUUUACUGUUGUCGAUCACAACUUUGAUGCUAGGCAAAAGAAACGCGUAUCUGAGGACCAACAAAUACUGGCAGAUCGAGUAUUGGGGGAGAGUGACCGCAUAAUAGACGAGACGCGACAAUUAACCGAACAAUGGAAAAAGGAAUCCGAUUUUCGAUUGAAAGAACGGUUGGUAGACAUUCAGUUCCUCUUAGACGAAGUGAAACGACAAAAAUCGGAAGCAUGCUUGGAAGAGGAAGCACUAAAAAUUUAUCGCAAUCGAUUGUUGAACACGAAAAAACUUCUCGAUGCUGAGCAUAUUACUCGACAAUGUGUUUGUUUACGAGAAAAACGGAUAGGAAUCGAUUUGGUCGAUGAUGACGUUGAAAAGGAAUUAAAAAGAGAACUGAACACUUUCGACGGUUGUCGACUAAUUUUGGAUGAGACUUUAUCCCAAAUCAAUGAACAAAUUCGACGUCUUAGAGCUUCCAAUUAUCUUCUGGACAGAGAUUCGUUCAACAAGGACAAAUCUUAUCAUAUCGAUGAGGUGAACUUAACGAUGCGUCCGGACCAACAGGAAAUGAGUGUGUAUGAAGGAUCGAAUUCGUUAGAAAAUUACAAUACAACCCCAAAGGAAUGGGAAAAACUGACAAUGGCAAACAUUCAAAACGCUGCCAAAGAGCUAAACACAGCGAAGCCUUUGAGAUCGUAUUGCGAUGUAAUACUGAAGCAAGUGAUUGAAGAUUUGACGAACCAAGUAAAUAGAACCAACGAGGCGUUUAUGCAGAGGAUCAGUGAAAUCAGAUAUGCCAAAGCGGCGUUAGAGAGAGUCCACAACGAGACUGCAACAAAAGUUAACGACAUUACACGAAAUAUCACCAGAUUGGAAAAGGAACUGGCCGAUAAGGAAGGUUUUGUGGCACUGUGCCAAACAAGACUAGCUAAUCGGGCAUAUCGACCUGGACCCGAACUAUGCAAGGACAACGUUCAUAACGCGUUAUCGCAAGAGCUUCAAACACUUAAAGAAACUGUAGUCAGUCUUAACAAAAUGUUGAUUGAGACAAAAGCAACAUUACGUUACCUAUUACACACCCAGAUGACGCAGGAGGAACAAAUCAACAUCAAAACGAAUAGCCUAAAAAUUGACGACGUUGAUUGUAUGACAGCACGGGAAGGUUUAAAAUUCACUUCGUUUUAGUUGGAAUAAAAUUUCGAUUUAAUGCA